UUGGUUGGGUUCGCUCCCUGCCUCUACCCGGGCUCAGUAACACAACUCCCACAACAAUUUCUGUCGCUUUUUUUACGCAUUGUAUGGAGCCUCCAUCAUCUCUCUAACUCAUUUACGGAACCGGAACCGGGGGGAUGGCAACCGGAUUCGGUCCGGUAUAAGGGGUGGGAAUGAAUCGGCACAAGGAUAAAUGGUUAUAAACAAUUAUUUAUAUUCAAUGCUAGCUUGUGAUUGUGACUGACUCGCCGAGAGAGGGAGAGAGAGGUGGGGGGGGUAUAUCAUGGCCGCUCAGGUCGCCAGCGCCGCCACUCUUAACACUAGCCCGCCUUCCGAACUCAAAAAGCCGGAUCGAGACCCCAAGGAGGAGUCGGUACCGGGGGAGAAGCAGUCAGACAAAAAGCAGCCGGGCUUGGACAGCGGAUCGCCGGGCCGGGGGGAUCUGCAGGACGGGGCCGACGGUGGAAAUGCAGGGGGAGGAGGGGAACCUGAGAUGAAGAACGGGAAUGGGAACCCGCCCAGGGCUAACAAUAAUAACCAGAAUGACUCUGUCGGACCGGAGGGAAAUAAUCAUCCCGGUUUGGUGCAUCACCACAGCACCGCUUUUCCUCCACCUUCGUACGGAUACAGUCAGCACUACGGUCGGGCCCCUUUUCAUCAACAUGGCGGACAACAAAGCCCUGGCAUGGCAGCUGCUGCGGGUCCGGUCGUGCAGUCGAGCAACAUGAUGGACCCGUAUCAACCUAAUUCACACGAUCAUGGCUUUUCAAACCACCAGUUUAACAAUUACAACCCAUUCCCGAACAGGACUCCCUAUCCCGGCCAAGCGUACGCCAUGAACUCCCCUCGCAGUACCCAGGCGCCGACAGCUGGGGGGCAGCCAGCUAAGCAGCAGCCACCAGCGGGAGGACCCACAGCGAUGUCUGGAUCUUACAGUAACCAGAGAUAUAACAUUGGAAACCCUCAGCCUACAUCCACACCGACACUCAACAAGCUCCUAACCUCCCCCAGCUCAACGCGGGGAUAUCCAAACUACCCGUCUAGCGACUACAGUAGCCAAGAAGGAGCUAGUAAGGGACCAGCAGACAUGGGCAGUAGCGGUCAGUAUGGAGGGAGCAAUCCGGGUUGGCAACAAAGAAGCCAUCACCCGUCGCCUAUGAGCCCGGGAAAUGCCGGGCAGCCGCUAGUUAGAAACCAGCCACCUGGUCCCAUGGACCCAAUGGGGAAAAUGAGAGGUCAACUAUACGGAGCAGGCAGUCCAUAUGGUCAGCAAACGCAGCAGGGGCCUCCCACAGGUCCACAACAGGGGCCCGGUUAUCCUGGCCAGGGUUAUGGUCCUCCAGGUCCCCAGCGAUACCCAGUAGGAAUGCAAGGACGUACCCCUGGAGGCAUGGGUGGCAUGCCAUAUAGCCCACAGAUGGGAUCUUAUGGACAACAGGGACCAGGAGGCUAUGGCUCUCAGGGCCAGGCACCGUAUUAUGGCCAGCCUGGCCAGGCUCCUCAUCCAAGCCAGCAGCAAACUCCCUACUCCCAGCCCCCACCAGGACAACUGGGUGGCCAGACACCUUACCCAGGGCAACCCCACCCUGCGCCAACUUCUGCUCCUCACACGCAGGGAGGACCAGCCUAUCAGCAGCCCCACAUGCCCCCACAGCCCCAGGGGCCACUGCCAGGCCCAUCCCAAGGGCCCCCACAGUCUCAGCCACCUUAUUCUCAAGCCUCAACCCCACAGUCUGGCCAGUCUCCCUACGCCCAACAGCAGGGUCCUCCCAGUCAGGCCCAGCAGCAGCCAAGUUCCCAGGCUCCCCCUGGAUCACAGGGCCAGUCUAGCUACCCAGGAUCCACACAGGGGCCUCAGCAGCCUCCCUCGCAGCAACAGCAGGCACAGUCUCAGCCUCCACAGCAGCCACCGGGACACAUCCAACACCCACAGGGCCAGCCUGCAGCAUACCCGCAGACCCCUCAGCAGCAGCAGCAGCAGCAGCAGCAGCAAGCACAACAGUCACCUUAUCAGCGCUUUCCUCCUCCACAACAACAACAGGAGGUAUCCCAGGACUCAUUUCAGUCCAACGCCCCUCCAUCCACUCAGCCUAAAUCUGGCCCAGAGGACAGUCAAGGCCGUCCCUCCAGCCUUCCGGAUCUGUCAGGUUCCAUCGAUGACCUGCCUACAGGUACAGAAGGUGCCCUGAGUCCCGGCGUGAGCACGUCAGGUGUGUCGAGCAGCCAGGGUGAGCAGAGUAACCCCGCUCAGUCGCCCUUCUCUCCUCACACGUCUCCCCACCUGCCAGGAAUCCGAGGGCCUUCACCUUCCCCAGCUGGCUCCCCUGCCAGUGCCAGCACACCCCGCACAGGACCGCUGUCACCCGCCAACAUGCCAGGGACCCAGAUGCCUCCCAGGCCGUCAAGUGUGCAGUCAGAUGGGAGCCUACACCCUGCAAUGAGCCAGUCUCCUAUGGCCCAGGACAGAGGGUUUAUGCAGAGAAACCCUCAGAUGCCCCCUUACGGCUCCCCCCAGUCAGCCUCUGCACUGUCUCCGCGCCAGUCCUCAGGGGGACAGAUGCAUCCUGGGAUGGGCCCAUAUCAGCAGAACAACUCCAUGGGUGGCUAUGGGCAGCAAGGAGGACAGUAUGGCCCACAAGGUUAUCCCCGUCAGCCUGGCUAUGGCAACAUGCCCAAUGCCAACUACCCUGGGCCAGGUAUGGGCCCGAUGAACCCUAUGGCAGGACAGGGUGGGGGACCACCGUAUGCUGGCAUGCCUCCAGGAAGGAUGCCUCCUAACCAAAUGGGGGCACGUCCCUAUGGCCCCAGUAUGGGUCCCAAUAUGGGUCCCAACAUGGGUCCCAACAUGGGUCCCAACAUGGGUCCCAACAUGGGCCCCAACAUGGGCCCCAACAUGGGCCCCAACAUGGGCCCCAACAUGGGUCCAAACAUGCCUCCCAACAUGGGCAACAUGCCACCCCAGGUCGGCUCAGGAAUGUGUCCUCCACCAGGCAUGAACAGAAAGCCGCAGGACCCCACAGCCAUGCAGCACCCUGCCACCAACUCCAUGCACAACAGGAUGCCUGGUUACCCCAAUAUGUCUCCAGGCAUGAUGGGGUCUGGACCACCUUAUGGCCCUCCCAUGAACAACAUGCCUGGAAUGAUGAACACUCAAGGUGGAUCACCUUAUCCGAUGGGGCCAAACAUGGCCAAUAACUCAAGUGGUAUGGCCCCCAGUCCAGAGAUGAACAAUAAGAUGAAUAACAAAGUAGAUGGGAGUGGAACGCCCAAACCAGAGUCCAAAUCAAAGAAGUCCAAUUCUUCCACCACAACCAAUGACAAGAUAACACGCCUGUAUGAGUUAGGACCAGAGCCAGACAGAAAGAUGUGGGUGGACCGUUACUUGGCCUUCAUUGAAGAGAAAGCCUUGGGCAUGAGCAACCUGCCUGCUGUAGGACGCAAACCCCUCGACCUCUUCCGGCUGUAUAUGUCAGUUAAAGAGAUCGGAGGCAUGACACAGGUGAAUAAGAACAAGAAAUGGCGCGAUUUGGCCACUGCCCUGAAUGUGGGUACAUCCAGCAGCGCUGCCAGUUCUUUGAAGAAACAGUACAUCCAGUGUCUGUAUGCCUUUGAGUGCAAAGUAGAGCGCGGUGAGGACCCUCCUCCUGAGAUUUUUUCAGACAACAAAAAGAACCAAGCUGCUAAGGUCCAGCCACCUUCUCCAGCGUCCCUCUGCUCCACAGCUGGGUCAGGCUCUCUGCAGGGUCCUCAGACACCCCAGUCCACCAGCAGCUCCAUGGCUGAGGGAGGAGACUUAAAACCUCCCACCCCAGCUUCCACUCCUCAUACCCAGAUGCCCCCCAUGCCACCCGUGUCCAGGAGCAGCGUUAACCUGCAGGACCCAUUCUCUGAAGGAAAUGACCCUGCUUUCCCCAGGAAGAACAUGACGCCAAACUCUGCCUAUCAGUCUGGCAUGAACACACCAGACAUGCAAGGGCGUAUGGGUCCCUACGAACCCAACAAGGACCCCUUUGGCAACAUGCGGAAAGUCGGGGAGCAGUUUCUACCUGCUAACCAGGGCCCUAACAGCAGCGUGGGUGACCAACAGCAGCAGCAACCGCCACAGCAGCAGCAGCAACAGCAGCCGCCACCGCAGCAGCAGCAACAGCAGCAGCCGCCAUUCAACAGAGGACCACCUGGGGCAAUGGGCACGAUGCCAAUGGGGCCCAGACAGCAGUAUCCUUAUGGACCAGGCUAUGACAGGAGAUCGGAGCAAGGAAUGGGCCCUGAGGGCAACAUGGGAUCCAGUGCUCCUCAGCCAAACCCUAUGAUGCCUGCCAACGCCGACACGGGGAUGUAUUCGCCAAAUCGCUUCCCACCACAGCAGCCACGGCAUGAUUCCUAUGGUAAUCAGUAUCCUGGACAGGGAACGCCCCCUACUGGCUCCUUCCCAAAUCAGCAACCUGGAAUGUACCCACAACAACAACAGAGUUACAAGCGUCCUGUGGAAGGGGGUUACCCUCCAUCAAAGCGUCAUGAGACAGAGUACAGUGGGCCUUUCCCUGGCGGACAGCAACCACCGCAGCAGCAGCAGCAACAGCAAGGAGGCGCCUCUGCACCCUCUUCAGGACAGCAGGAGUCGUACAAUCAGUACAGCGGCAGUGGGCCCUACCCCGGCUCUGAUCGCCGUCCACCUGGCCCAGGCAAUCAGUUCCCCUUCCCCUUUGGCCGUGAACGGAUGCAGGGAGUGACAGGGCCCAACACUCAGCCCAACAUGCCCCCUCAGAUGAUGCAGUCAGGCCCUGACGGUCCUCAGGGAGGCAUGUGGCAAGGACCACGAGACAUGAACUAUCAGAACUACCCCAGUCGGCAAGGUGGCCCUGCAGGCCCACCUCAGGGACCUGGUUACCCUGGCAUGAACCGCUCAGAGGAGAUGAUGUCAUCGGAACAGCGCAUGAACCAUGAUGGCCAGUGGGGGGGUCAGAUGGGCCCGCGGCAGCCUCCCUAUGGUCCAGCAGGGCCUGGCCAACCUAUGCCUCGUUCAGUACAGUCCAACUACCAGCCCCCUCAGGGUGUACAGAACCACAUUCCACAGGUGUCCAGCCCAGCCUCCAUGCCCCGCCCCAUGGAGAGCAGGACAUCACCUAGUAAAUCUCCCUACAUGCACGGAGUAAUGAAGAUGCAGAAGGCUGGCCCUCCAGUGCCUGCAUCUCACAUAGUGCCCCCUCCGGUGCAGUCGCCUCUAAUAAGGCGAGACAUGCCUUUUCCCCCGGGCUCUGUCGAAGCUACUCAUCCUGUCCUGAAACCACGUCGGAGACUCACCAUGAAAGAUAUUGGAACACCGGAGGCCUGGAGAGUCAUGAUGUCACUGAAGUCUGGUUUAUUGGCUGAGAGUACGUGGGCCUUAGAUACCAUCAACAUUCUCCUGUAUGAUGACAGCAGUAUUUCCACCUUUGAUCUAAACACGUUACCUGGCCUGCUAGAGUUGGUGGUUGAGUAUUUCAGACGCUGCCUCAUUGAAAUCUUUGGCAUUCUGCGGGAGUAUGAGGUUGGAGAUCCUGGCCAGAGGACACUACUUGAUCCUGAUGCCUUGAAGCGAGACUGGGACAGCACAGAAGAAGAAGAGCCACGGGCUGAGGACAUGGAACAAGAGGAAGAGGAUGAUGAAGAAGAGGAGGAGCGAGAAGCAGAGGGGCCAGCUCAUGUGAAAAAUGAGGAAGAGCAAGAGCAAUGCUCUAAAUCUCGGGGUCGAGAUGAGAAGACAGAAGAUGAGGAGAGGAAGAGCAAGGGUUCUUCAUCUGAACAGACAGGCUCAUCGCAAUCCUUACCUACCCAUGAGAGACCCAAACAGGCCAGCAAGUUUGACAAGUUUCCCCUAAAGGUGGUACGAAGGAAAGACCCAUUUGUGGCUGUCCAGUCCAAGAAUUGUGGCAAACUGCAAGAGUUUGACAGUGGGUUACUUCAUUGGAGUGCUGGAGGGGGGGAUUCAACAGAACACAUUCAGACCCACUUUGAGCCACGCAAAGACUUCUUGGAACCUCGAGAACGAAUACCUGUGCCCCCAGUUUUGCUGAGGAGACGAGUCCUAGAAGAAGAGAUACUGGAAAAUUGUUUGCCAACUGAGGAGGAGAAAAGGAAGCAUCAGGAUGAAGAAGAAAGGCCAAAAGAGACAUCAUCUUCAGUUUCGGAGAAGGCCAGUCCCUCACUCAGCAGUGAGGAGGAGAGGAAAACAUGUUUGGAGACAAAGACAGUUGAGAAAGGUGCUACAAGUCACCAGGAGAACAAUAGACCAAUUCUCUCCUCCGGCAGUGUUUUAGCUCAGCAGGCACAGCAGACUGGCACCAUCCUGGAGGAUGAGCCUCACAGUAAAGAUGAGGGGCCGCUCAUUGCACUGGCUAACUGGCAGGAUUCUUUAGCCCGCCGCUGCAUUUGUGUCUCCAAUAUUGUCCGCAGCCUCUCAUUUGUGCCAGGCAAUGACCACGAGAUGUCCAAACAUCCAGGGCUGCUGCUGCUACUGGGUCGCUUGAUCCUGCUCCACCACAGGCACCCUGAACGCAAACAGGCCCCGCUCACGUAUGAGAAAGAUGAGGAUUCAGACGAGGGAGUGGGCCAAAGAGAUGAAUGGUGGUGGGACUGCUUGGAGCUCCUGAGGGAGAACACACUGGUCACUUUGGCGAAUAUCUCAGGCCAAUUGGACCUUUCCAUCUACUCUGAAAGCAUCUGCUUGCCUCUGUUGGAUGGUCUUCUCCACUGGGCUGUCUGCCCCUCAGCAGAGGCCCAGGAUCCCUUCCCCACCCUGGGCCCACACAGUGCUUUGUCACCUCAGAGACUGGUCCUGGAGACGCUAAGCAAAUUAAGCAUCCAAGAUAACAAUGUGGACCUCAUCUUGGCCACUCCGCCAUUCAGUCGGUUGGAGAAGCUAUAUGGAAACCUGGUGCGGCUAAUUGGAGACAGGAAGGUUGCAGUCUGCAGGGAGAUGGCCGUGGUCCUACUGGCCAACCUGGCCCAGGGUGAUACUAUGGCAGCCCGAGCAAUUGCUGUUCAGAAGGGCAGCGUGGGCAACUUGCUGGGCUUCCUGGAGGAUAGUCUGGCUGCCACACAGCUUCAGCAGAGCCAGAGCUCUCUACUACACCUACAGGGGAUGCACUUCGAGCCCACAAGCCCGGACAUGAUGCGGCGAGCUGCCCGGGCUCUGCACGCCUUAGCCAAGGUGGAGGAAAACCACUCAGAGUUCACACUACAUGAGUCCCGACUCCUCGACCUUUCAGUGUCUCCCCUAAUGAACUCGCUGGUUUCUCAUGUUAUCUGUGAUGUACUCUUUUUGAUUGGCCAGUCAUGACAGCUGUAGGGAGCCGUGGCUCCACUUUCUGGGGGUUUUAUCCCCAAUCCCCUCUUCCCUGGUAACCUGGCUUGUGUGUGUAACAGGGCAAGGAAAGUUCAAGUGACUGUCUUUAAUUUAUGAAAAUCCUUCAGAUUCCAUUCUCUGAGCCCUCCCCAGGCCGUCCUUGCUCGAGGAGGGUAAUCACAGAGCUGUGGUGGAUUACAAACCAGAGAGAUGCCCACAAAGUGACACUACUUGCAACAUGAAUGCCAACUGGAUGACACAGAGCAGAGCACCACGGUUGGGAGACUGUUCUGCACUUGGGGGAAAGUACUUUUUAAUAAAGAUAAAUAAAUGAAUAAAUAAAUAGCUGAAAAACAAAAACUGUAACCAAAGUUGCUGUCUCGUUUACAGUGAGUUUGGGAGACACAGUGUGCCCUAGCUCUCCCCUCGAGGGCACAAUGAGUCUGUAACUGGUUGACGUUUCAGAGGUGAAGCAGACUGACAAGUGGCCUACUGGUUAUAGUUGCUGUAGUUGGAUUCUCACCAGUCAGCCCGACAGUAGACAAAGUGCUGUCAAUAGACACCUUCACCAGGGAGGCCUGUGCAGUGUGCAGUAGAUUGUAGGACAUUUUCUGUACCGUACUGCUCUUGAGUGUAAGCAUUCUGUACCACACGUUUCACACAGAAGCUGACGAUGCAGCUCUUCUAGAGUUUUGAGGUCAUUUUAGUUUGGUGUUAAACAGAAAAUGGCUUUCUUCCCCAAAGUAUCAAGAACCUACAACACCCUUACCUCCUCUUAUCCCUUGAUUGUAUGAAUACCCUUAUGAAAAGAAAUCACCUCUUAGGACUGGUUUUCAACUUCAAAUACAGCUUUGCUGUGGUGUAUAUAUAAUGUUGUACAUUACACUUCCUUUCUCUGUGUCUGUCUCUGUCUGUGUCACUAUUCUCACUCUUGUUAUUGGUGAGGGAUGGAGGCUGACUUGUGAGUUUGGUCCGUGACCUCCACUCCCCCUCUGAUUAGACCCACUCCUCUGGUCUCUCCACAGCUCCGUAGUACGGCAGACACGGCUCAAACCUGUUAUCUCCUGGUACAACAAAAAUAAACUAGAUGAAGUACACAUUGACAAUUUUUCUCCAGUCAUGGAUUCUGCAUAUUUGUAUUUCAGACUAUGUAGCUAAGACAACAUGUAAAUUCCUCCCUUUCCCUUUUUUGGCUCAAUGAAUAUCAUUUAUUCAGUAUGAAAUCUUUAUACUAUAUGUUCCACGUGGUAAGAAUAAAUGUACAUUAAA
This is a messenger RNA of Toxotes jaculatrix (banded archerfish), 8590 nucleotides long. RefSeq names its product AT rich interactive domain 1Aa (SWI-like) (gene arid1aa). The transcript is spliced from 20 exons. Gene Ontology annotation, molecular function: DNA binding; nucleosome binding. Lineage: Eukaryota; Metazoa; Chordata; Actinopteri; Toxotidae. The coding region runs from base 281 to 7315 and encodes 2344 amino acids. Gene Ontology annotation, biological process: positive regulation of DNA-templated transcription; regulation of transcription by RNA polymerase II; chromatin remodeling. Gene Ontology annotation, cellular component: SWI/SNF complex; nBAF complex; nucleoplasm. The record is from RefSeq and is a predicted model, not a curated record.